Molecule: messenger RNA, 2025 nt
Organism: Manis pentadactyla (Chinese pangolin)
Lineage: Eukaryota; Metazoa; Chordata; Mammalia; Pholidota; Manidae
Gene: HBP1
Product: HMG-box transcription factor 1
Exons: 11
Coding region: 71-1642 (523 amino acids)
Biological process (GO): regulation of transcription by RNA polymerase II
Cellular component (GO): nucleus
Molecular function (GO): RNA binding; RNA polymerase II cis-regulatory region sequence-specific DNA binding; DNA-binding transcription factor activity, RNA polymerase II-specific
Source: RefSeq, a predicted model, not a curated record
AGAGCUGGUAGGUGGCUCAACCCUCCUGGGGUUGAGGGGAGGGGGAAGACGAAGCUUGAAAGACUUGGUAAUGGCGACGGGUUUGUCAGAGCACCAUAACAUGGUGUGGGAAGUGAAGACAAAUCAGAUGCCUAAUGCUGUACAGAAACUCUUGCUGGUAAUGGACAAGAGAGCUUCAGGAAUGAAUGACUCAUUGGAAUUGCUGCAGUGUAAUGAAAAUCUGCCGUCCUCACCUGGAUACAACUCCUGUGAUGAGCACAUGGAGCUUGAUGACCUUCCUGAACUUCAGGCUGUUCAAAGUGAUCCUUCCCAAUCUGCCAUAUACCAGCUAAAUUCAGAUGUUUCACAUCAAGAAUAUCCAAGACCAUCUUGGAACCAAAAUACCUCAGACAUAUCAGAAAAUACUUUUGGUGAAAAUGAGGUGGAUUGGUUAACGGAAUUAGCAAAUAUCGCCACCAGUCCCCAAAGUCCUCUUAUGCAGUGCUCAUUUUACAACAGAUCAUCUCCUGUACACAUCAUAGCUACUAGCAAAAGUUUACAUUCCUAUGCACGCCCUCCACCAGUGUCCUCUUCGAAGGGCGAGCCAGCCUUCCCUCAUCACCACUGGAAGGGGGAAACACCAGUCAGACAUGAAAGGGCAAACAGUGAGUCAGAAUCUGGCAUUUUCUGCAUGUCCUCCCUCUCAGAUGACGACGAUUUGGGGUGGUGCAAUUCCUGGCCUUCAACUGCUUGGCACUGUUUUUUAAAAGGCACCCGAUUGUGCUUUCAUAAGGGAAGCAAUAAAGAAUGGCAGGAUGUUGAAGAUUUUGCUAGGACCGAAGGCUGCCAUAAUGAUGAAGAUCUCCAAAUGGACACUUACAAGGGCUAUGGUUCUGAUGGUCUAAAGUUGUUAUCACAUGAAGAAAGUGUAUCAUUUGGCGAGUCUGUACUGAAGUUGACUUUUGAUCCUGGUACAGUAGAAGAUGGUUUACUUACUGUAGAGUGUAAGCUGGACCACCCUUUCUAUGUUAAAAAUAAAGGUUGGUCGUCAUUCUAUCCAAGCUUGACUGUGGUACAGCAUGGCAUUCCGUGUUGUGAAAUUCAUAUUGGUGAUGUAUGUCUACCUCCUGGACACCCCGAUGCCAUUAAUUUUGAUGAUUCAGGUGUUUUUGAUACAUUUAAAAGCUAUGACUUCACGCCCAUGGACUCCUCUGCAGUCUACGUGUUGAGUAGUAUGGCUCGUCAGCGUCGUGCAUCUUUGUCUUGUGGAGGAUCUGGUGGUCAAGACUGUGCAAGAUCUGGACUCAGUAAAAACUGUGGCUCUCCUGGAUCCUCACAGCUCUCGUCCAGUUCUCUGUAUGCAAAAGCUGUCAAAAACCAUGGCUCAGGGACUGUGAGUGCCACUUCCCCAAACAAGUGCAAAAGACCAAUGAAUGCCUUCAUGCUUUUUGCCAAAAAAUACAGAGUUGAAUAUACUCAGAUGUAUCCAGGGAAAGAUAACAGAGCCAUAAGUGUGAUCCUUGGUGACAGGUGGAAGAAAAUGAAGAAUGAAGAGAGAAGGAUGUAUACAUUAGAAGCAAAGGCUUUGGCUGAAGAACAGAAACGUUUAAAUCCUGACUGUUGGAAAAGGAAAAGAACCAAUUCAGGCUCACAACAACAUUAAACCCGGAUGUUUAUAUCCUUAAGUCUGUACUUGCAUAAAAAUUGACUGUUGGUGGAAAGACUUAAGAAGAUCGAGGUCUCGCCAUUUGUCCUGAAUUCGUGUGACCAUAAGAUACUGAUAGCACUGAGUCUUGAAAUGAUUUAAUAAUAUGAGUGAGGAUUUGCUUUCUCCAUUAGAGCAUUACGUAAGCUAAAACUAUCAACAUUGUAAACCAAAUUGCCUUAUUUUUCUUCCAAACUUCAUAUAUGUCUAUCAGGUAAUAUAGGCUUGAAAAUUGAUAUCCUGUGGUGCUAAAGUACAGUAGAAAGAGAGGAGAAGUGUAUACAUGUUUUAUUUUAAAUUGUACAAAAUGCGAAUUUAAAAGUAUAUAACUGCUGUUUAUA